Messenger RNA from Hevea brasiliensis (rubber tree), 2547 nucleotides. Its product is annotated as aberrant root formation protein 4. Gene Ontology annotation, molecular function: ubiquitin-protein transferase inhibitor activity. Bases 469 to 2289 code for a protein of 606 amino acids. The record is from RefSeq and is a predicted model, not a curated record. Gene Ontology annotation, cellular component: cytoplasm. The transcript is spliced from 14 exons. NCBI's taxonomy places the organism in Eukaryota, Viridiplantae, Streptophyta, Magnoliopsida, Malpighiales, Euphorbiaceae.
AGAGGUGUGGUGGGAUGGUUAACUCGCCUGUAGAAAUGACAAUAAGGUGAAAUGGGUGAGUUAGAGAGAAAGAAACAAUAAAAUAUAAUAAAUAAUAAUAAAAAAAAAAACUUCUUCUAAGAAACCCCCUCUGCCCUGCCCUGCCCUGCCCCGCUUCUCCUUUCCUCGACCCUAAACUCUUAUGAGUUGGGGAUUGGAGUGAUCUCUGUCCCCGAUCCACCUCAUUGGUAAGAAUUUUAGAGAUUAAUUAAUAAAUUUUAUGAAAAUCUAGUGACCUUACAGUAAUUUACCCAAUAUUAUCGCUGGGUCGAUUCCGAGUUUCCUCAGUCGCUAAUAAGAAGUCCAGAUAGAAAUAGAUUGCUGAAUGGAUCUUCCAGUCCGUAGUAGAUUUCUCACCUUCUUGUUCUCUUGCAUUACAACAACCACCUAAUCUUGGUAACUGUAGAGUGUGGAUUCUAGUCAGUAUCCAUGUCUACAGAAAACACAGAGCUUCGCGAAGCUCCUUCUGCUCAUCCUCUCGUUCUUCGUCUUCAAGAAAUCAUAUGCUCUUGUUCCGAAUCAAUUCAAGGUGGAGAUGGAAGUUCAGUGUGGGAGUUAGUCGAUUUCCUCGAAACAAUCUCGGGUUCUGCUUUAGCUGACGCUGAAGACGAAGAUGCACAAAACAAUGCAUUAGAAGUUCUCUCCGAGAUCCAAAGAUUUUUGCUUUCUCCUACUUUAGACCAGGAGGUUAUUGAUGCACUUUCCUUCGAGUUGCCGAAGGUGGCUUCAAAGUUUGCAGGCUUGUCAAGUAGAUGCUUGGAGAUUGCUGAUAGAAUUAUUGAUCGUUUUAUAGAGAAAUGUAGUCCACGCGAUAUGCUUUCAAUUCUUUGCGGGGCUUUGAGUGCUACAGAUAGGCCGAUUUAUGCAUCUGGCUAUGUUGCUUCUAUUCUAAGAGGGCUCUCAAAAGUAUUCAUUUCCCUGCAAAGGCGUCACUUUGAGCAAGUAAAAGUAGCAAUUCCCGUUAUCCUAAAUGUGUUAAAGGCUGCAUGUUCAGAGCUGGGUGAUGAAGAUACAGAAUGCAUGAAUUUGUUUUGCAGAGCUAUAGGCAUUGCUGAUUCCAUACGGGCAGUGUGUGCAAAAUUUGAAGGCAGAGUAAACGAAAAGCUCCGUGCUCUGCUUGGUUUAUAUGUUUUACAAGUCAUGGCUCUUGUUUCAUUCAGUGAAGGAGAUAAGGUGUCAAGCUAUCUUCCUCUGGUGUCACAGCUUUCCAACUUUCUCCCAUAUUGUGAUUUAUCAUAUCUUGGUUUAAUAACUGGAUCUGAUGUUGAUGUAAUGACUAACAUUAUUGUUGGAGAGGUGGAAGAUGAUUAUAUGAGUUGUUUAUCCUACAUCAAGCAUGGCGCAUCUCUUUCAGUGAUCUGGGGUUAUAUAUAUGAUGAUGUUACUCAGGCUGCUGGAGGGGAUAUUUCUUUUAUCAUGGGUGAACUUCAAAGUAACCAAAUUAACAGGUGGCAAGCAGUAGGCAUGUUAAAGUAUAUACUUGCCUCUACUGAUAUGCUAUGGGAAUUGAAGAAGCAUGCCAUUAACUUCCUGCUUUGCAUUACAAAUGGAAGUGUCACAAGAAAUGAUGGACUCACUGACUGCUCUAUUUUUUUGCCCAGUCUCUGUGCUGCUUCACAGGUCAUUACAAAGGUCAUCAUUUAUGCACCAAAUACUGAGUUAAGGAAGAAUGCCUAUGAGGCAUUGAAGAGGGUACUUGCUGAUACUCCAACUUCCGAUAGGUUUGAUAUUUUAAAAGCUUUGAUUACAAAUAGUGAUUCUUCCUCUAUGACAGCAAUUCUUUUAGAUCUAGUUAGAGGUGAGUUGCACAGGGAAAGUUUCCAAAGAAUAUCAACAAAGAAAGAUGAAGCCCCACAAACCGAAAAUCAAGGGAGUUCAAUCUCUUCAAUAUGGACUGCUGAGGUGCUCAAAUUGGUGGAGAUAGUUUUGAGGCCUCCAGAGGGAGGACCUCCACCUUUUCCUGAGCAUGGAGAUGCGGUUCUAGCUGCACUCAACCUGUACAGAUUUAUAUUGAUAACAGAAUCAGCAGGAAAAACCAAUUAUACUGAAGUUCUGUCUGAGAAAAAUUUACAGAAGGCAUACAAUGAGUGGCUUCUGCCUCUUCGAACCCUUGUAACUGGAAUUAUGACAGAGAACAAGAAUGAUUAUGAUCAACUUGCAAUUGACACAGUAUGUGCUCUUAACCCAGUGGAGUUAGUUCUAUAUCGCUGUAUUGAGCUUGUUGAAGAAAAGCUAAAACAUUCUACAUAAACUGUGACUUUUACAUCUGAUAGCUCAUAUGCUUAAAUUAGGGGAAAGUCCCAUCUCAAUUGCCCUGUAGGAGGAUGGGUAGAUAUAUACUUGCCAGUGGAAAUCCUUGUAUUUUUUUUCAUUUGUUUUUCUACAGUUUCAAUACAGUUAUCGUGAGAAACAUGUGUUGUAAACAUUUUGCAAGUAGGAUUUAUUUUCUUAUUUGAUUUUUAUGUGAAUUGAAUAAUGUCGCUUAUUAAACAUUUCCUCCUUACCACA